Molecule: messenger RNA, 840 nt
Organism: Charadrius vociferus (killdeer)
Lineage: Eukaryota; Metazoa; Chordata; Aves; Charadriiformes; Charadriidae
Gene: STARD5
Product: StAR-related lipid transfer (START) domain containing 5
Exons: 6
Coding region: 1-840 (279 amino acids)
Molecular function (GO): lipid binding
Source: RefSeq, a predicted model, not a curated record
AUGCCUAGUUUGAAUGCUGAAGAUUUGCCGCUUCUUUCACGCUGUUUGGAUUACGCUGUGAUAAAAGAACUCUGUUGGCCUUUAGCCAGCACCGCGCUGUCUCCAUCCAGUGGGUUCCCCCAAGCCGUGCCGUGCCGCAUCGCCAAGGCCUGGACGGGGGACGGACGUCUCCCACGGCAGCUCCCCACCCGCCCCGCAGCCACAGGCCCUUACGGGCCUGCACCGCAGCCGGGCUGCAACCCGCCUUCCUCUCCCGGGGCGGCGGGGUGCGGGGUGGCCCCCCGCGGGGUGUGUGGGGCCAGGCGGGGCGGAGCAGCCGGGUUCGGUUUGGUUUCGUCCCGCCGCAGGUACCGGGGAGAGGGGAUCGUGCCUGCCAGCCCCCGCGAUGUCUGGGAAUGCAUAAAGCCGGUGGCCGGCGGGCGCAGGACCAAGUGGGACCAAAACGUGAAGGACUUCGAGGUCGUCGAAGCCAUCAGCGAUACUGUCUCUGUAUGCAGAACCACGACCCCUUCAGCUUUCAUGAGGAUUAUUUCACCAAGAGAAUUUGUGGAUGUGGUACUAGUGAAGCAAUAUGAAGAUGGGACAAUGCUGUCUGCUGCCACCAAUGUGGAACACCCACUGUGUCCUCCUCAACCAGAUUUCGUGAGAGGUUUUAAUUAUCCCUGUGGCUGUUUCUGUAUACCUCUUCCAGGGGAGCCAGACAGGACUCAACUCCUCAGUUUCUUUCAGACUGAUCUUGGUGGCUAUCUUCCCCAGACGGUGGUGGAUUCCUUCUUUCCAGCUAGCAUAGCUGGAUUUUACAGCAACCUGACCAAAGCUGUUAAGGCAUUAAAAGCAUGA